This is a messenger RNA of Fraxinus pennsylvanica, 1470 nucleotides long. Lineage: Eukaryota; Viridiplantae; Streptophyta; Magnoliopsida; Lamiales; Oleaceae. The record is from the annotation of a GenBank genome assembly.
AUGUCGUUUAUAAUACUAAAAAGAUUGCGAAACCAGAAUUCAUCACUUAUAAUCAAUAAUCCCGGUCUCAAAAUUCACUUAUAUACCAGUUUCUACUCAUCUCUCUCUGAACCCCGCCACCGGAAUUCUCCCACUCCGAUUUAUAAUAAGUCAAUUCUAGCAUCUGGGCAUGUCUUUUUGUGCAAUAGAAAUAAUUGGUUUUCUUCACUUUUACGUGAAAUUUUGAAUAUCCCAUGUGUGCCUGUUUCUGCGCGUUUAUUGAGUUCACAGGCUGCAGUUGAGAAAUCCACUUCUGAUGGGCUCACGGUGGAGGGUAUAAUUGCUAAUGGUUGGAACAUAUAUGAUGAGAAUGAGAGUGAUUGGAAGAGCCAUGCCUCUGCCAUCGCUCAGUCAAUUCAUCUUAUCAAGAAACGCCUGAGGUGGAAAAAUUUAAUACCCAAGUUGGAGACAUUAUCUGAUCAGCUAAGUAAGCCAGACCUAUGGAAUGAUCCAGUACAUGCUGGGAAGAUAAGCCGUGAGCACGGUUCACUUAUGGGGAAAAUGAAAGAGGUUGAUGCAUUUGAGCAAGAACUUCUUGAGCAUAUUGAAAUGAUAAAACUUGCUCGGGAAGAGAACGAUGCAGAAUUGGAAUCGGAAUCUCAAAAUGCUCUACUUACGAUGAGAAGAAAUAUCAAGGAAAAAGAGCUUGAAGCAUUGUUAGCUGGGGAGCAUGAUUCUUGUUCUUGCUUCAUAGAGGUUCAAGCCGGAGCUGGUGGUACCGAGAGCAUGGACUGGGCUUCAAUGGUCAUGCAGAUGUAUAAAAAGUGGGCUGAGCGUCGAGGCUUUGGAGUUUCCGUCGUUGAUGAAAUGCCUGGUGAGAUGGCAGGAAUCAAGCGAGCAACAAUCAGAGUUGAUGGCGAGUAUGCAUUCGGAUAUGCCAAAGCUGAAGUUGGGGCACACCGUUUAGUACGUAUCUCACCGUUUGACAGCAAUAAGCGCAGGCAUACAUCAUUUGCUUCUGUAGCUGUAAUUCCAAUUCUAGGCGAUGGAUUUUCCCGUGUGCAAAUUAAUGAAUCCGACCUUCGAAUUGAGCGAUUUCGAGCUGGGGGAGCUGGGGGUCAGCAUGUUAACACUACUGAAAGUGCUGUGCGUAUAACUCACAUUCCUACUGGAGUAAGUGCCUCUUGUCAAAAUGAAAGGUCACAGCAUCAAAACAAGGCUUCUGCAAUGGCUGUACUUCAGUCUCGUUUGGACCAGCUUGAGAUGAAGCGUCAAGCUGAGAUGAAUUCAGAGCACACACAAUCUCUCACUGACAUAAAUUUUGGAAGCCAAAUACGGUCUUAUGUGCUUCACCCAUACCGAAUGGUGAAGGAUCAUCGGACUGAUUUUGAGGUUUCCCAUCCCGAUUCUGUCCUGGAAGGUGAUCUAGACGGCUUCAUCUUAAGCUUCUUGUCCGCCUCUCUAGACAAAGAUGAAGAUGCUCACCUGUAG